AGCACCAUAUUAUUGGCCAUGCGCGUAUUUACGCGGGCAGUUCUGUUGUCAAAGUUCGGAUGGGACGAUGGUAUAUACAGCCUCAAUCCUCCUGGAAGAAACGUAUCGAGUGGAAUUGCUAAGCUCAAUUAGUAUCAAUCAUCAUAGCCUGGGUAGGGAAUAUCGAGAUGCCAGGAUCGCUUCCGGUUUGCUAACGACGAUGUCUUAUGGAAAUAAAGGUCCUCUCUCUAGCAACACAAAUCGCGUGCAUACUGAGCUGCGUAUAUGGUGGAGCUGGAAUCCAUAUGUGGAAUGUGACCCCGGCCAUGUUCGAUGUCUAUCAAAAGACUAUCCUGGCCGCCGCCGUGAUUUAUCUGCCUGCCCUCGCAUUCGCCAAAGUCGGCCUUAUUAUCCUCUAUCACCGUAUCAUCAACAAGCAACGCGGCUAUAAAUGGGCGCUUCACAUUAUCUCGGGGAUCAUUUGCGCAUAUAGUAUCGCUAUUUCCUUGGCCUUGAUCUUUGCGUGCAACCCCAUUCAGAGGAGUUGGGACUCCUCGAUCACACGGGGGUCUUGUAUAGAUCGGGCUGGCUUGUACAUUGCAACGGCGGUCACCAAUAUCGUUUCGGACUUGGCUCUGAUUUUGGUUCCUGUUCCGCUGGUGUUAGGCCUACAAAUGCCGCGAAUCCAAAAGGUUGGGCUUCUCGGCAUGUUCAUUGUUGGUUGCGGGACGUUUAUUACAAGCAUAUUGCGACUCACCACCUUGAUUCCAACCCUUACGGCCACGGACGUUACAUACGCAAUAGCAGAGGCACAGCUGUGGAUGUACGAUUCCCUUUUUAACCUUUUCUUUCACCCUUUUCGAAUAACGCGCAGAGCUCACACACCUCCCCUCGUCUAUAGUUAUGUCGAAGCGAACCUGAUCAUUAUUUGUCCCUGUCUGCCAUUCCUCCGACAGUUUCUGCGAGCCUAUUCACCCGCCUGGAUUGGUGAAGGCAGCAGCCGCGGCCGACGCUACGUCGGUUACUAUGGUUCGACGGCGACUCCGCGCAGCCGUCGCAAGCAGGGCCUCACUCUUCUCCAGGAUGACAUCGCACUCGCCGAGAGCACGACAAGCACCCACAGCCAUUCGCAUAUUGUCAAAGAGGUUCAGUGGCAGGUGACAGAAGAGCGCCGGGACGUGGAGUCGCCACCCAGUCUUGGUCUAUCUCAGGAACCUCAUGCACCUCAUGGACUAUAGCACAUCGAUUCAGGGGGUACCACCGAUCUGGAUUUCACCCCACAGAUAUCGUUUCAUGGCCGAAACUACUGAAUAGUUUCGCAGCCUCCCACUCGGGGCCCAUGUUUGCGGCCAGAGGCGAUGACAUUGAUCGGCGAUAAUAAUAAUCAUCAACGCCAAGAUCCGUCACCUCCUGGAACCGAAGUUCCAGUCAAGCCACCAGACGCCAGAGACCAGACUAAAAGUCUCUGGCGCAAAGCUACCAAUGCAGCGAAAAACUCUUUUAUAUGCGUUACCCUCUCAUUGGAC
Molecule: messenger RNA, 1505 nt
Organism: Aspergillus pseudotamarii
Lineage: Eukaryota; Fungi; Ascomycota; Eurotiomycetes; Eurotiales; Aspergillaceae
Exons: 4
Coding region: 207-1217 (336 amino acids)
Source: RefSeq, a predicted model, not a curated record